UUGUCCAGCAUCUGGAGCCUCCAAGUUAUGGUGUCUUUCAGACUCGAGUGGAUUAGCGAGGGGAACAAAAGCACGCAAUACCAGCAAGACGUUGUCACGUUUGAGAGCGGCAACAUCAGCACUCCGACUUGCAAAAACAAACAGAUAAUUCUUGUGUGGGAUUCGCCCCCUCAAUGCGUUUGCAUCCUAACAAAACCAAACUGCAAACGAGUUCACGAUCUCUGCAAGGAAAUGAUACUGUGGCUGCACAGCGUGAGCUUGUCAAUCUACGUAGAACCCCGCGUCAGGAGAGAGAUGCUUGCAGACGACUUGUCCAUGGCUUUCCUUCAUACGUGGGACAGUGACGAGGAGCUGUGCUUUCUUCACAACAAAAUCGACCUCAUCGUCACCCUCGGCGGAGAUGGCACCGUGCUUUGGGCUGCGUCGUUGUUUAGAGGCCCCGUCCCGCCGGUGGUCUCGUUUGCAAUGGGCUCGCUCGGCUUUAUGACUCCGUUUCAGAGUGAAAGCUACAGAGAAUGCCUCCUCUCGGUGAUGAAAGGCCCCGCAUACAUCACCAUCCGCCACCGCUUGCACUGUCGGAUCAUUCGCCACAGCUCCAGCUCCAAGAGCAGGAAGAAACAAGCCGGAGAGGAAGUUUACAUCGUCCUCAACGAGGUCGCCAUCGACAGGGGGAUGUCCUCCUUCUUAACCAACCUCGAGUGCUACUGCGACAACAUCUUCGUCACAAACGUACAGGGCGACGGCCUCAUCCUCUCCACGCCCUCGGGAAGCACAGCCUACUCGUUAUCAGCAGGAGGAUCGAUGGUGCAUCCACAGGUUGCGGCAAUGCUUUUCACUCCAAUUUGCCCGCAUUCCCUCUCGUUUCGGCCGCUUAUCCUCCCCGAGCACGUAACGCUACGAGUCCAGGUGCCCGAGAAGAGCCGCGGCGAUGCCUGGGUUUCGUUUGAUGGGCGAGAGAGGCUCCAGCUCGGCUGUGGUGACGCGCUCGUGUGCCACCUCUCGUCGUGGCCGGUCCCCACUGCGUGCACGCUCGAGUCUACCAAUGCUUUUCUUGAGGGCGUCAAGGAGGGGCUCUAUUGGAACAUGAGGAAGCUCCAAGUUGGCAAGGACAUUGGUUUGAACGUUUAA
Molecule: messenger RNA, 1128 nt
Organism: Selaginella moellendorffii
Lineage: Eukaryota; Viridiplantae; Streptophyta; Lycopodiopsida; Selaginellales; Selaginellaceae
Product: NAD(H) kinase 1
Exons: 8
Coding region: 28-1128 (366 amino acids)
Biological process (GO): NAD+ metabolic process; NADP+ biosynthetic process
Molecular function (GO): NAD+ kinase activity
Source: RefSeq, a predicted model, not a curated record